GGAGGCCAGAGCGGCGGCAGGACACUAGGGAGGCUGAUGCAGUCGUUCACGUGAGAGGUCAAGGGUACUCAGGCCGGGCGACAGCAUCAGGAGAAGUGGACAAACUGUGACCACCCUGAAGGCAGCGCCUGCGGGACCUGCUGAUGGACUGGAUGUGGGGGCUGAUGGGAGAAGUAGAAGGAGGGCGACGCUUCCAUGUCUGGCCCGGGCACCGGGACGAAUGACAGAUCCAUCUUCUCUGAGGCGAGUAGGCGGGAAGAAGCGUUUCCUUGCUGGGGGUUGGGAGCAAAAGCUCCUGCCCACCUUAUAGGUUUGCGAUGUCAAGUGGGCGACGGGAUGUGAGUGCGCACAAGGUCAGCUGUGUUCCUGGCGCAGAAAGGAGGCCGCGGCGGCUGGAACUCCUGAAGCAGGAGGGAGGAGGGGGCCGAGAGGUGGGCCCGGCGGGAAGUCCCGAUUCAGCCACUACCCGCAGCAAACCUGGGGGAAAGUUACCGUCCGUUUAACGAACGGGGAGGUGGGCGACGUCUCCGGUGCGCCCGGGCGCACGCGGCUUGUGUGAGCCGUGCUCAGACACAGAGCUUCGGCCCCUCUCUUAAGAUUUCUUCCUGCUCUGAAAACCAACUCUUCCCGUUUCCGAGAUGGGGAAACUGAGGCAGCUGCCCUGUCCGAUGGGAGCACGCCAGUGACGUGUGGCCGGCAGCACCUUCUCCCGAUUCACGCAGGAGGGGACACUGAGGCCAGACGCUGGGCGCCAGGCUCACGGCGGAGGAGCCGAACCAGGGCGCCCAGGCCGGCCCCAGAUACGCGGGUCCCAAUGCGCGCCCACCUUGGACCCUGUCAGCGCCGCCCGAACGGAGUAGGGGACGAAACGCGCAAGAAGACACACUCGCAGGCCUGACUGGCGCACGACUCUGGCGGGGCCCCUCCUUCUCGCCUGCCCACCCCGACGGCCCGGGGAUUUCAUUUCCCGAGCGCCCGCCGGCGUCCAACCUCCACCUGUCUCAGGACGACGCCGCCAUGACUCCUCCUUCUCCCUGCCUCGGCCUCCCCGUCGGCACGUCUGCGCAUGCCCGCGUCCGCGUGCGAGCCAAUGGGAAGCCCUGUAGGCAUUCUGGGAAGUGUAGUUCAAAGCCUGGCGCACCGAGAGGCCUUGUUUGUCUGGGCUAAUAGGCCGCUGGCCGUGCUCGAUGCACCUUGGAAAGUGUAGUUCAGAACUAUUUGGAGAUGGGCGUGAGAGAUUCGUCACGGCGAGCGGCCAAUGGGAAGCGUCCUUUUGCCGCGAUGCUUCCUGGGAAAUGUAGUUCUAGGCGCUGCCGUCCCUGCGGGGCUCACGACCCCCAUGGAGGUCCCGUCUCCCCAGCCCGUGAAGCAGGAAGGCCCGUCGGCUGAGGGCCUGACCCUGGACUCGCCCUGGCACCGCUUUCGGCACUUCCACCUGGGCGACGCGCCGGGCCCCCGCGAGGCGCUGGGCCUGCUGCGUGCCCUGUGUCGCCAGUGGCUGCGGCCCGAGCUGCACACCAAGGAGCAGAUGCUGGAGCUGCUGGUGCUGGAGCAGUUCCUGAGCGCCCUCCCCGCCGACAUCCAGGCCUGGGUGUGCAGCCGGCGGCCCCGGAGCGGGGAGGACGCCGUGGCCCUGCUGGAGGAGCUCUGGGGACCAGCAGUGAGGGCACCUCAGGAUGUGACAGAAGGCUCCGGGGUGACCGUUGGAAAGGAUGAUGUUGGGAUGAUGCCCUUAGGAGAUGCGGCCCCCGGGGCUGAGGUGCUGGCGACGGGGGACGCCCAGGCCACGCGCCCCUACAAUCUCCAGCAAACCAUUUACACCUUCCUGUCACUUGUCCCCCCUUCUCCUUCAGAGGAGAAAUGA
Molecule: messenger RNA, 1864 nt
Organism: Leptonychotes weddellii (Weddell seal)
Lineage: Eukaryota; Metazoa; Chordata; Mammalia; Carnivora; Phocidae
Gene: ZNF444
Product: zinc finger protein 444
Biological process (GO): regulation of transcription by RNA polymerase II
Molecular function (GO): DNA-binding transcription factor activity, RNA polymerase II-specific; RNA polymerase II cis-regulatory region sequence-specific DNA binding
Source: RefSeq, a predicted model, not a curated record